Messenger RNA from Hibiscus syriacus, 547 nucleotides. Its product is annotated as 40S ribosomal protein S5-like. Gene Ontology annotation, molecular function: rRNA binding; mRNA binding; structural constituent of ribosome. The record is from RefSeq and is a predicted model, not a curated record. Bases 1 to 525 code for a protein of 174 amino acids. Gene Ontology annotation, cellular component: ribosome; cytosolic small ribosomal subunit. The transcript has 4 exons. Gene Ontology annotation, biological process: ribosomal small subunit assembly; translation. NCBI's taxonomy places the organism in Eukaryota, Viridiplantae, Streptophyta, Magnoliopsida, Malvales, Malvaceae.
AUGUCCAAGGUCAUGAAAGAACCGACCAGCGAAGUCUCUUUGCAGAAGGGUAUGGUGACAGCGGCCGCAGCCCCGGCGAGCACCAUUAAUAAAGAGAAAGAUCCGACCCAACCAUACCAUGAAGUAGCUGACAUCUCUUUGAGUGACUACGUCGGCGUUCAAACCUCCAAGUACGCUACCUACGUUCCGCACACAGCCGGUAGAUACUCGACUAAGCGAUUCCGAAAGGCUCAGUGCCCGAUCGUCGAGAGGCUUACGAACUCGUUGAUGAUGCACAGUCGAAACAAUGGGAAGAAACUCAAGGCAGUUAGGAUCGUGAAGCAUGCCAUGGAGAUGAUUUACCUCUUGACUCAUCAGAACCCAAUUCAAGUCAUCGUUGAUGCCAUUGUUAACAGAGGACCUCGUGAAGACGCUACUCGUAUCGGUUCUGCCGGUGUUGUAACUUGUAAGGCGUCAGGCCGUCGAUAUUUGUCCUCUUCGUCGUGUGAAUCAGGCCAUCUAUCUGCUAACAACCGGUCCCCGUGAGUCUGCGUUCAGAAACAUUAAA